UGCUGUGUGGAGGGAGAGGAGAGGAAGGGCGGCUGAGGACCAGCUUCUGUUCGCUUCUGUUUGCUUCUGUUCGCUUCUUAUCGUGUCUUAUGAGCGCACAGCCUCCACCCUGAAGCAUGCAGACUGGAAUAGGACUUCUGCUACUCCUCCAUCUGCUUCUCAUCAAGGGUUUCCAUGCUGAAGGGAGUGAAACGGAGUGUGAAACGGGACAGUUCCAGUGCAGAAACGGCAGGUGUAUUCCUACACUGUGGAGAUGUGAUGAUGAUGAUGACUGCUCGGACAACAGUGAUGAAGAGCACUGCCCGAAGAACACGUGUGCUGCAACAGAUUUUCCAUGUAAGAACGGACAGUGUGUUCCAGCUCGAUGGAAGUGUGAUGGUGAGCCUGAAUGUCCAGAUGGAUCGGAUGAGGCCGAGUCUACCUGCAGUCGACAGACUUGUCCCCCCGAAAAGUUUAACUGUGGCGGCCUCGGGAACAAGUGUCUGUCCCUGUCCUGGCGCUGUGACGGAGAGACGGAUUGUGAGAACGGAGCGGAUGAGGAACAUUGCGCUGCAGAUGCCAAGGUGUGCCCUCCUAAAGAGUUCCAGUGCCAGAACGGCAUGUGCGUGGCACCCAGCUUUGUCUGUGAUGGUGAUGAUGACUGUGGGGAUGGCAGCGAUGAGGAGAAGUGCACGGUGGGCACUGCCAGCACCUGCAGUCCUCAGGAGUUCCGCUGCAACAAUUCGGAGUGCAUCCCGACCCUGUGGAGCUGUGACGGAGACCCCGACUGCAAGGAUAAAUCAGACGAGUCACCGGAGCGCUGCUCUCGCAGGAACGACCCUCAGAAAUCACGCUGUCCCGCCGGAGAGUUCCAGUGCGGCAGCGGGGAGUGCGUUCACCUCAGCUGGAAAUGUGACGGAGACCCGGACUGUAAGGACAAGUCAGACGAGACGAACUGUCUUGUCCUGACCUGCAGGCCGGAUGAGUUCCAGUGUGGUGAUGGUUCUUGUAUUCACGGCACUAAGCAGUGUAACCGUGUACAUGACUGUCCUGAUUUCAGCGAUGAGGCCGGCUGCAUCAACAAGACUACUAAAUGUGAAGCACCACAAAAGUUUGUGUGUCGGAGUGGAGAGUGUAUCGACAGCAGCAAAGUGUGUGACAGAAUUAAAGACUGCAAGGAUUGGUCAGACGAGCCAAUGACAGAGUGUGACCUGAAUGAAUGUGCCAGUAACAAUGGUGGAUGUUCCCACAUAUGCACUGAUCUGCGGUUAGGCUACAAGUGUGAGUGUCCUUCAGGAUACGAGCUGCUGGAUGAGAGGACGUGUGGAGAUGUAGACGAAUGUGAGAAUCCGAACAUCUGCAGUCAAAUCUGCGUCAACUACAAGGGGGACUACAAGUGUGAAUGCUACGAAGGCUACGAAAUGGAUCCAGUUACCAAGACGUGCAAGGCCGUGGGAACGAGUCCAUACCUGAUGUUCACAAACCGACACGAGAUCCGGCGGAUUGACCUGGUGAGACGAGACUACAGUCAGGUAGCACCCACCUUGAAAAACGCCGUGGCACUUGACGUGGACGUCACUUCCAACAAAAUGUACUGGUGUGACCUGUUUCAUCGCAAGAUCUUCAGUGCAUACAUCAACAAGGCCAGUAAUUCAUCAGAACAGGUCACACUCAUUGACCAGGCACUGCAUUCACCAGAAGGAAUAGCUGUGGACUGGAUCCACAAAAACCUCUACUGGACAGAUUCAGGUCAUAAAACCAUUUCAGUCGCUACCAGUGAUGGGAAGAAAAGAAAAGUGUUGAUCGACACUGACCUGGGUGAACCACGAGCGAUCGCUGUUGACCCCAGACAAGGAUUCAUGUACUGGUCAGACUGGGGGAUGCAAGCAAAGAUUGAGAAGUCUGGGUUAAAUGGUGUGGACCGGCAGCUUCUGGUCUCUGAGCGAAUCGAGUGGCCCAAUGGGAUUACUCUAGAUUUGUCCAGCAAACGUCUGUACUGGGUGGACUCCAAACUUCACCUCAUCUCCAGCGUGGACCUGAAUGGAGACAACCGCCGAGUUCUGCUCUCUUCUACAGAUCACCUGGGUCACCCGUUUGCCCUCACCCUGUUUGAGGACCGAGUUUACUGGACGGAUCUGGAGGAUGAGGCUAUCUACAGUGUGAACCGGUUAACUGGGCAUGAUAUAUCCAUGCUGGCCCAGCACCUCAACAGCCCUCUUGAUGUGGUGGUUUUCCAUGAGCUCCGUCAGCCCCAAGCACCAAACAGCUGUAAUAUGGGAAGUCUUCCAAACGGAGGCUGUGAAUAUCUCUGUCUCAGAGCUCCACAGAUCACUGAACAUUCACCCAAAUAUACAUGUGCCUGCCCCGACGAUGCGGAGCUGGGUCCAGACAUGCGGCGCUGUGUCGGGGUCAUAAAGCCCGUGACUACUACAACUACACUCUCUUCAACUACCACAACAACAGAAUCCCCUACCACUUUUUCUACACCUCCUGUACGUCCACCCACCACUCCAGGCUCUGCAUCUAGCACUACAUCUACACCGUCUUCUACUACAAAAACUGAUCCAAUACAUAGUGUUCAAACAACCACACACAGUACCUCAGCUCCAUCACUGUCUACUGCACUACACUUUAGUACCAUGCAUUCAAGUACAGCCUCGACCUCCACCACCAGUAGUACACAGAGCAGUACGCAAAGCAGUACGCAAAGUACCACACAGAGUACCACACAGAGUACUACACAAAGUACCACACAGAGCACUACACAGAGUACUACACAAAGUACCACACAGAGCACUACACAAAGUACCACACAGAGCACUACACAAAGUACCACAGAGAGCACUACACAAAGUACCACACAUAGUACCACACAAAGCAGUACACACAGCAGUACACACAGCAGUACCCAGAGUCAUACCCCACCAUCACCCUUCACCCAGCAAACAACAGAAAGCAGCAAGACAUCCAGAUCCAUCACAGUCACCAAAAAAGCUGGAGCGAAUGAUGAGAACUCAAACCUCUCACACAGAGCUGGGAGUGAUCACUUUCUGCUCGGGAGUAACAUUACUGUGGCAGUUCUGGGUGUAGUCAUCCCCAUAGUUCCUAUCCUUGCCACAGUGGUCCUCAGCCUGGUGUGCACCGGAGGAUACCUGGUCUGGCGCAACUGGAGGCGGCGCAACACCAAAAGCAUGAACUUCGACAACCCCGUGUACCGCAAGACCGCCGAGGACGACGAAGACGAGAUCCACAUCGGCCACACCGAGCAGAUCGGCCACAUCUACCCAGCUCGCGUGGCACUCAGUACGGAGGAUGACGGAUUACCUUGAGGUUUUUCCCCCCUACCAUCCAUCCAUCCCUCCCUCCCUGUGUUCAUCCAUCCACUUGUUUUGUCCUCGUUGUCUCCCGGGGAGAGUGAACCACUACACAGCGAGGUUUUGACACAGCAGAGGACGCAGACGCUCACACACUUGUUCACUGCGACCAAGUAAUAACUGGCAAACAGGGUUUGUCCUUUAUAUACUGAUUAUAGAGUAACAUUAGCAACUAACAGUAGCCUCGACUUCCUUUCUGCUACAUUUUCUACUAAAUCUUCAUCUAGGAACUGAAUUAGUUACUGUUUUUCAUUAUUACUGUAAUGAUUAUUAAGGUGGUGUUGCUGAAACUGCUGCACACUGCUGAGAUGACCUGCUGUUUUAUUAAGUGGAUGCUGAGUCAUUUAAUUGCUGUUAUAAACUUGUUAAGUCUGUUCAGGCUGUGAUGGGCAUCUGUGUGGGCAUGGCUUUGGGAUGAUAGCACAACAAACACUGAUAAAGUAGACAAAACUGUGGCUAAUCUGCUUUUUUUAGCAGUAGGUAUUCUUAUGAUUGAGAAACUGACUGGGGUAGAAAAUACACU
Messenger RNA from Trichomycterus rosablanca, 3876 nucleotides. RefSeq names its product low density lipoprotein receptor-related protein 8, apolipoprotein e receptor (gene lrp8). The transcript has 19 exons. The record is from RefSeq and is a predicted model, not a curated record. The coding region runs from base 117 to 3308 and encodes 1063 amino acids. Gene Ontology annotation, biological process: ventral spinal cord development. Lineage: Eukaryota; Metazoa; Chordata; Actinopteri; Siluriformes; Trichomycteridae. Gene Ontology annotation, cellular component: plasma membrane; caveola. Gene Ontology annotation, molecular function: calcium ion binding; protein binding.